This is a messenger RNA of Mustela lutreola (European mink), 6537 nucleotides long. RefSeq names its product collagen type XIV alpha 1 chain (gene COL14A1). NCBI's taxonomy places the organism in Eukaryota, Metazoa, Chordata, Mammalia, Carnivora, Mustelidae. The transcript is spliced from 48 exons. Bases 330 to 5723 code for a protein of 1797 amino acids. Gene Ontology annotation, molecular function: protein binding. Gene Ontology annotation, cellular component: interstitial matrix. The record is from RefSeq and is a predicted model, not a curated record.
UAUAAUUGGCCGCCGGCUGGCCUUCCUUUCCUCUUAUCUGAUCCUGGGCGCCUGGCAGGAGGGAAGCGCUGGGGAGGGCGCAGCUGCGGGCUGCGCAGAGUGGGAGCUGGAGUGGGAGAGGGAGAAGGAGAGGAAGGGGGAGAGGGAGCGGAGAGGCUAAUUAAAAGGGGGCACAACGCGGGCAGCUUGCAGGAGCCGUGCGCCGCCAAGAACCAACUCGCGGCGAACUUGGAUCCUACUACCUAGGCAUCGAGAGGUCCCCAUCUUGGACUAGAACUUUCCCCUGCACAGGACGGCUGCUGCAUCCCAUGUGAAAAGCAGAGGAUAAAAUGAAGAUUCUUCAGUGCAACAUGCAUCACUGGCUGUUUCCAGCUCUGCUGGCUGUUGCUUAUUUUUCCACCAUUGUCCAGGGUCAAGUGGCUCCACCGACACGGUUAAGAUAUAAUGUAUUAUCUCAUGACAGUAUACAGAUUUCCUGGAAGGCUCCAAGGGGGAAGUUUGGUGGCUACAAACUUCUUGUGACUCCAGCUUCAGGUGGCAAAACCAAUCAAUUGAAUCUCCAGAACACGGCAACUAAGGCAAUUAUUCAAGGUCUUAUGCCAGACCAGAAUUACACAGUUCAAAUUAUUGCAUACAAUAAAGACAAAGAAAGCAAGCCAGCCCAAGGUCAAUUCAGAAUUAUAGAUUUGGAAAAAAGAAAGGAACCAAAACCCAGAGUCAAGGUUGUGGAUAAAGGAAAUGGGAACAAACCAACUCCACCAGUAGAAGAAGUGAAGUUUUUCUGUGAAACUCCAGCAAUUGCUGAUAUUGUGAUCCUGGUUGAUGGUUCGUGGAGUAUUGGCAGAUUCAACUUCAGACUGGUUCGACUUUUCCUGGAAAACCUGGUGACAGCCUUCAACGUGGGCUCAGAGAAGACACGAAUUGGUCUUGCACAGUAUAGCGGCGACCCCAGAAUAGAAUGGCACUUGAAUGCCUUUAGCACAAAAGAUGAGGUCAUCGAAGCGGUCCGAAAUCUACCCUAUAAAGGAGGAAAUACACUAACAGGUCUUGCUUUGAGCUACAUUUUUGAAAAUAGCUUUAAACCAGAAGCAGGAUCAAGGACCGGAGUGUCCAAAAUCGGCAUUUUGAUCACAGAUGGAAAGUCCCAAGAUGAUAUUAUCCCACCAUCUAGAAACCUCCGUGAAUCUGGUGUCGAACUCUUUGCCAUAGGGGUGAAAAACGCGGACGAGAACGAGCUACGGGAGAUCGCCUCUGAGCCGGACAGCACUCACGUGUACAAUGUGGCCGAGUUUGACCUGAUGCACACAGUCGUGGAGAGUCUGACGAGGACCGUCUGCUCCCGGGUGGAAGAACAGGACAGAGAGAUCAAAGCUUCAGCUCUCGCCACUGUUGGGCCGCCUACAGAGCUGAUUACUUCUGAAGUCACUGCCAGAAGCUUUAUGGUUAACUGGACCCAUGCCCCAGGAAAUGUGGAAAAAUACAGAGUCGUGUACUACCCUGCCAGGGGCGGAAAACCAGAGGAGGUGGUGGUGGAUGGAGGUGUGUCUUCCACGGUGUUGAAAGGCUUGAUGUCUUUAACUGAAUAUCAGAUAGCCGUCUUCGCAAUAUAUGCUCACACGGCUAGUGAAGGCCUACGGGGAACCGAAACCACACUUGCCUUACCUAUGGUUUCUGACCUUGAACUGUACGAUGUAACUGAGAACAGUCUGAGGGCAAGAUGGCAAGCGGUGCCUGGAGCGUCCGGAUACCUGAUCCUCUACGCUCCUCUCACGGAGGGUCUGGCUGGGGAUGAAAAAGAGAUGAAGAUUGGAGACACCCACACUGAUAUUGAAUUGAGUGGGUUGUUGCCCAAUACGGAGUACACAGUUACAGUUUAUGCCAUGUUUGGAGAAGAGGCCAGCGAUCCUGUUUCAGGCCAAGAAACCACACUGCCUUUAAGUCCACCAAGAAACCUGAGAAUCUCCAAUGUUGGCUCUAACAGUGCUCGGUUAGCCUGGGACCCAACGUCAAGAAAGAUCAGUGGUUAUCGAAUUAUGUAUAACAAUGCAGAUGGCACUGAAAUUAAUGAGGUUGAAGUAGAUCCUAUUACUACCUUCCCUCUGAAGGGCUUGACGCCGCUCACAGAGUACACUGUGGCCAUUAUCUCCAUCUAUGAUGAGGGGCAGUCGGAGCCUCUGACUGGAAUUUUUACCACAGAGGAGGUUCCAGCCCAGCAAUACUUGGAAAUCGAUGAGGUGACGACAGAUAGUUUCAGAGUGACCUGGCAUCCCCUUUCGGCGGACGAAGGGCAGCACAAGUUGAUGUGGAUUCCAGUCUACGGUGGCAAGACCGAAGAAGUUCUCCUAAAAGAAGACCAAGACUCCCAUGUUAUUGGAGGCCUGGAGCCCGGCACUGAAUAUGAGGUUUCGCUCUUGGCCAUAUUGGAUGAUGGGAGCGAGAGUGAGGUGGUGACGGCUGUGGGGACCACACUUGACAGUGUUUGGACCGAACCAUCUACAACCAUAGCCCCCACCAGACCUGUGACGUCAGUUUUCCGGACAGGAAUCAGAAACCUGGUUGUAGAUGACGAAACCACUUCUAGCCUGCGGGUAAAAUGGGACAUUUCAGACAGCAGCGUGCAGCAGUUAAGGGUGACCUACCUGACUGCUCAAGGGGACCAUGCGGAAGAAGUGAUAGGAACGGUUAUGGUGCCUGGAAGCCAGAACAAUCUCCUUCUCAAAUCUCUGCUUCCCAAUACCGAGUACAAAGUCACGGUGACGCCCAUCUACGAUGAUGGAGACGGUGUCAGCGUCUCUGCACCGGGAAAAACCUUGCCGCCCUCUGGUCCCCAAAACUUACGGGUCUCAGAAGAAUGGUAUAACAGGCUGCGUAUUACAUGGGAUCCCCCAUCUUCCCCCGUAAAGGGCUAUAGGAUUGUCUACAAACCUGUUAGUGUUGCUGGCCCAACCCUGGAAACUUUCGUGGGAGCUGGCAUUAAUACCAUUCUUAUCACAAACCUCCUCAGCGGAAUGGACUACAAUGUGAAAAUAUUUGCUUCCCAGGCCUCAGGCUUCAGUGAUGCCCUAACAGGCGUGGUGAAAACUCUGUUCUUGGGUGUGACCAAUCUUCAAGCGGACCAGAUUCAGAUGACCAGCUUGUGUGCCCGGUGGCAGGUGCAACGCCAUGCCACUGCCUAUAGGGUGGUGAUAGAGUCACUCCAGGACACAAAAAAGCAAGAAGCCACUGUGGGUGGAGGAACAACCAGGCAUUGCUUCUAUGGACUUCAGCCUGAUUCAGAAUAUAAAAUCAGUGUUUACACAAAGCUUCAGGAGAUCGAGGGACCCAGUGUCAGCAUAAUGGAAAAAACACAGUCACCUCCUACUCAGCCACCUACUUUUCCUCCAACCAUUCCACCAGCAAAAGAAGUAUGCAGAGCUGCCAAGGCAGAUCUGGUAUUUAUGGUGGAUGGAUCCUGGAGUAUUGGAGAUGAGAAUUUCAAUAAGAUCAUUAACUUUCUGUACAGCACUGUUGGAGCCCUGAACAAGAUCGGUGCAGAUGGAACUCAAGUUGCGAUGGUUCAGUUCACUGACGACCCCAGAACAGAAUUUAAACUCAAUGCCUACAAUACCAAAGAGACCCUUCUUGAUGCAAUUAAACGUAUUUCAUACAAAGGAGGAAAUACAAAAACAGGAAAAGCAAUCAAGCAUGUCCGAGAUAGUUUGUUCACUGCAGAAUCAGGAACCAGAAGAGGCAUCCCCAAGGUCAUCGUGGUUAUAACUGAUGGAAGGUCACAAGAUGACGUGAACAAAAUCUCUGGGGAGAUGCAAUCAAAUGGCUACAGCAUCUUCGCCGUUGGAGUGGCCGAUGCAGAUUACUCAGAGCUGGUGAGCAUCGGCAGCAAGCCCAGCUCACGGCACGUCUUCUUUGUGGAUGACUUUGACGCCUUUAAGAAAAUUGAAGACGAGUUGAUUACUUUUGUCUGCGAAACCGCAUCAGCAACCUGCCCGCUGGUAUACAAAGAUGGCGUUGAUAUAGCAGGAUUUAAGAUGAUGGAAAUGUUUGGUUUGGUUGAAAAGGAUUUUUCAUCUGUGGAAGGGGUUUCCAUGGAGCCUGGUACCUUCAAUGUGUAUCCGUGUUACCGAAUUCAUAAAGAUGCUCUGGUUUCCCAGCCAACCAAAUAUUUGCAUCCAGAAGGAUUGCCCUCUGACUACACAGUGAGUUUUCUGUUCCGGAUUCUUCCUGACACUCCAGAGGAGCCAUUUGCUCUUUGGGAGAUUUUAAAUAAAAAUUCUGACCCAUUGGUUGGAGUCAUUUUAGAUAAUGGUGGUAAAACCUUAACAUAUUUCAACUAUGACUACAGUGGGGAUUUUCAAACGGUUACUUUUGAAGGACCUGAAAUCAGGAAAAUUUUCCACGGUAGCUUUCACAAGAUACACAUCGUUGUCAGCAAGACUUUGGUCCAAGUGGUCAUUGACUGCAAGCAUGUGGCUGAGAAGGCAAUAAAUGCUUCAGCUAAUAUCACGUCGGAUGGUGUUGAAGUCCUGGGGAGAAUGGUCAGAUCAAGGGGACCAAAUGGAAACUCUGCACCAUUCCAGUUACAGAUGUUUGAUAUUAUCUGUUCCCCAUCAUGGGCCGAUAGAGACAAAUGCUGUGAACUUCCAGGCCUGAGGGAUGAGGAGACCUGCCCAGAGCUACCGCAUUCCUGCUCCUGUUCUGAAGUCAAUACGGGGACUCUGGGGCCAGCAGGCCCACCAGGUGGUCCAGGACUCCGAGGACCAAAGGGCCAACGAGGUGAACAGGGUCCAAAGGGACCAGAGGGCCCUCGAGGUGACACAGGCCCUCCAGGACCCCAGGGCCCCCCUGGACCCCAAGGACCAAGUGGUCUGUCCAUUCAAGGAAUGCCUGGAAUGCCGGGUGCUAAAGGAGAAAAAGGAGAGACAGGCCUUCCUGGCCCACAGGGUGUCCCAGGAGGCAUUGGUUCACCAGGACGCGAUGGGUCUCCAGGCCAGCGGGGAUUUCCUGGAAAGGACGGGUCCUCUGGCCCUCCAGGACCACCAGGGCCAAUUGGCAUUCCCGGAGCCCCUGGAGUCCCAGGGAUCACAGGAAGCAUGGGACCUCAAGGUGCCCUGGGGCCACCUGGUAUCCCUGGAGCCAAGGGAGAGCGAGGAGAAAGAGGGGACCUGCAGUCUCAAGCUAUGGUACGAGCGGUGGCGCGUCAGGUGUGCGAACAGCUCAUCCAGAGUCAUAUGGCCAGGUACACGGCCAUCCUCAACCAGAUUCCCAGCCAGUCCUCAUCAGUCCGGACCAUCCAAGGGCCCCCUGGAGAACCUGGUAGACCAGGGUCACCCGGAACCCCUGGUGAACAAGGACCCCCAGGGACGCCAGGCUUCCCUGGAAAUGCAGGCGUGCCAGGGACCCCAGGAGAACGAGGUCUAACUGGCAUCAAGGGAGAAAAAGGAAAUCCAGGCAUAGGAUCCCAAGGUCCAAGAGGUCCCCCGGGACCAGCAGGACCUUCAGGGGAGAGUCGGCCAGGAAGCCCUGGGCCCCCUGGCUCUCCUGGACCCAGGGGUCCACCUGGUCACUUGGGGGUGCCAGGACCACAGGGUCCUUCUGGCCAGCCUGGAUACUGCGACCCUUCUUCGUGUUCUGCCUACGGUGUGGGAGCUCCCCAUCCUGAUCAACCGGAAUUCACUCCUGUCCAAGACGAGCUAGAAGCCAUGGAACUGUGGGGCUCAGGCAUCUGAUCGCCCUAGGACUAAUUUGGAGACCAACCUCAAGAACUCUUAGAGAAACUUAUUCAAGAAGAAUGUUGUUAUGUGGUUUGUAUGCUACCUUUGGGGGGCUUGUCUCACCAGCCUAAAUUUCCUUGGACGUUGUUAAUAUUGGUAUUAUUAGCAAAAAAAAAUUAUAUUUUAAAAAAUCCCCUUCAUCUAUGACACCACAGGAUUUAUUUCUCCUUGUUAUUUUAAUGGCAUGCCAGAUUAUUUGUUUUUCCAGAGAAGAGUGCUCAAAGGAAAAUUGGCAAAAAAAAAAAAAAAAAGUUGAACUCUGGAAUCUUUUCUGUGUUAGAUGAUCUCAAGUCCUAAAAUGGAUCAAGACAGCUAUGAUUGUAUUCAAAGGAAAUGGGGCCCUAGCAGAAUAAGAAUUUAAAGAGAUCCAAAGAUUAUGCCAUUUAUCCCUAUCUCCUGUGGCCUUUCUGAAAAGAAAAAUGGAUAUUAUUGGAGAAACUACCUCUUGAUUAACUGAUCUAUCCAGCUCUGAGAUCACUCGGUACCUCGUUUCACUGGUGUCUAAGAAUAUGUAUCAGAAUACAGCCUUUCUGAGUUUGGUGAUUUUAAAAAUAGAUUUAGUAUUUUCAGUGGCUUUACAUGUAAAAUAGUGACUUUCCACCAGUUCUGAUGCGAAGAGAUCCAAUCUUGAUGAACGACUCAUCCAGCGGUAUUCCAAGACUUGCCCUCUUUAUCUACAUGGAUUACUUUGUACAUGCAGAUACUUUUUUUUUUUUUUGCAAACCCAUUUCCAUUCUCUUUUAUAAGCAAAUAAAAAUUUAAAACAACA